UUCAAGCAAAUUAAAGAUCUCAGUCCAGCAGUCCUCCAUUCAUCAGUCUCCUGCCUGAAACGCUGAGUCUCGUUUGUUGAAACUCGAUGGAAGAACAAGAGGUGAACCAAAGCUGCGAAAAUGGGAGAAAAAAUGGAGAAGAGGGACAAGAAGAAGACAGUGUCUUGCAAUUUAUGGAUUCAAUCGACAGUUAUCUCUGCCUCAUGGAUUCCCUGUCUUCUGCACUUCGCCAGGGAUGGCUGGAACUUGCUAGUGCUCGGCACUCGAUGGGUACUUCACGCGUCUCCAGUGCACUGUUUGACCUCAAACAGCAUUCUGCUGCCACUACAACACAAGUGAUACCUUAUGGUUUUGAAUGUUCUGCUCCAGAAGAUCCUAUGGUGAGACAACCACAUUUUACUCUGUCAAAAUGGUCAUCUUUCAAUGCUAGAAAAUGCUCCUUUGGUGAAGUAGCAGCCGACGAGGAAGAGUUCCAGAAGAAACUACAGAAUCCACAACUACGACAUCGCAGCCCAUCCCAAUUGCCUGAAUCCCAGGAGACACACACAGUAAGCAAAGGAUCUCCUCUUAGUGCUGAUGAUGAAGCGAAAAAGGAGCGAUCCAAAUCAUUGUCAGUGUUUGGGAGUUUGGUUUCUCCAAAGCUCCGGGCUUCUCAGCAUUCAUUUGAGACAGCCCUGGAGAUAGUUGUCGAAAUAGCAAACAGGCGGUCUUUGAUGUUAUCUGCUUUUGCUCAAGUCCGGCAAGAAAUGGAGUGUAACUUGGAGUGAUAUACAUCUCUUUUGAUUGUCGGAAUUGGCCAGUUUGC
Messenger RNA from Telopea speciosissima, 805 nucleotides. RefSeq names its product coiled-coil domain-containing protein 115. The record is from RefSeq and is a predicted model, not a curated record. The coding region runs from base 87 to 767 and encodes 226 amino acids. The transcript has 7 exons. Gene Ontology annotation, biological process: vacuolar proton-transporting V-type ATPase complex assembly. Gene Ontology annotation, cellular component: extrinsic component of endoplasmic reticulum membrane. NCBI's taxonomy places the organism in Eukaryota, Viridiplantae, Streptophyta, Magnoliopsida, Proteales, Proteaceae.